UCUUUAUUCGCCCUCACUCGAAACGUUUUACUUGUGUUGAUCGUGUAUCUUUCUUUCGAAAGCAAUUUAAAAGUUUUAAAAUGGCUGAUGAUGAUGUUGCAGCUCUUGUAGUAGAUAAUGGUUCAGGUAUGUGCAAAGCUGGAUUUGCAGGUGAUGAUGCUCCUCGAGCUGUCUUUCCCUCAAUCGUUGGGCGCCCACGUCAUCAGGGAGUCAUGGUCGGCAUGGGACAAAAAGAUUCAUAUGUUGGUGAUGAAGCUCAAAGCAAACGUGGUAUCUUAACCUUGAAAUACCCAAUUGAACAUGGUAUCGUUACUAACUGGGAUGAUAUGGAAAAAAUUUGGCAUCACACUUUCUACAAUGAGCUUCGCGUUGCUCCUGAAGAGCACCCUGUUCUUUUGACUGAAGCACCUCUAAACCCAAAAGCAAAUCGUGAAAAAAUGACACAAAUUAUGUUCGAGACAUUUAACUCCCCUGCUAUGUAUGUUGCUAUUCAGGCGGUCUUAUCCUUAUAUGCCUCUGGUCGUACUACUGGUAUUGUACUUGACUCUGGUGAUGGUGUGUCCCACACCGUGCCAAUUUAUGAAGGUUAUGCACUCCCACAUGCCAUCAUUCGUUUAGAUUUGGCAGGGCGUGAUUUGACUGACUAUUUAAUGAAAAUUCUAACUGAACGUGGUUAUUCAUUUACUACUACUGCAGAGCGUGAAAUUGUUCGUGACAUUAAAGAAAAACUUUCCUAUGUUGCUUUAGACUUCGAACAAGAAAUGGGUACUGCUGCCUCAAGCUCUGCGUUGGAGAAAUCAUAUGAAUUACCUGAUGGUCAAGUAAUCACUAUUGGUAAUGAAAGAUUCAGAUGCCCUGAAACACUUUUCCAACCAUCAUUUAUUGGCAUGGAAUCUGCUGGUAUCCAUGAAACUACCUACAAUUCAAUUAUGAAAUGUGAUGUUGAUAUUCGUAAAGACUUGUAUGCUAACACUGUUUUAUCAGGUGGUACCACUAUGUUCCCUGGUAUUGCUGAUCGUAUGCAAAAAGAAAUUUCAGCUCUUGCACCGCCAACAAUGAAAAUCAAAAUUAUUGCUCCCCCAGAGAGAAAAUAUUCCGUCUGGAUUGGAGGAUCAAUUUUGGCCUCACUCUCAACCUUCCAACAAAUGUGGAUCUCAAAACAAGAGUAUGAUGAAUCUGGUCCCUCAAUUGUCCACAGAAAAUGCUUUUAAAUUGAAACAAUAUAAACUAAUCUGCACUGCUGAUAUUUUUGCAAGUGUAGUGGAAUGGUUUUACCAUUCCCUAUAAAUAAAACGGUUUUCACAUUUAUUUUUAUAUAAAUAUUUUGUGAAUUACAUUGCUUUUGCAGUCCCAGCAAUCUAACGUCAUAAAUAUUUUAUAAAAUUGGCGUCUGUAAAAUGUAGGUUUAAAUGUAAUAGAUCUUAUAAAUGA
This is a messenger RNA of Hydra vulgaris (swiftwater hydra), 1431 nucleotides long. Its product is annotated as actin, non-muscle 6.2-like. The record is from RefSeq and is a predicted model, not a curated record. Lineage: Eukaryota; Metazoa; Cnidaria; Hydrozoa; Anthoathecata; Hydridae.